CGUAACAGAAAUUUGGUUUGCAAAUUGCCAAAUUCUUCCCCGAUGUGCCGAUUAGCAUUUGCCGCUGUUUGUGCCUUUUGUUGUGAGCCCGACAAGGCGCCAUGCCAAACAAACACGCGCACACUCUCUGCUUCCCUCCCCUUCCCUCCCCUCGCUGCUACGUAGCUGCUUGCUUUGCUUCUCCCAGGCAGCAAUAUCCUCUCUCACCACCCACCCAGGCAGCUUGAGCCUCCGCCGACCUCGAGGGGAGGAAGGGGAACUGGCGAAAGUGGCAGCAGAAACACGCGCAAUUGCUGAGUUCCUACACACACCGCAGCAGUGCACACCACAUCCACACACGCGCCUAGGCCUAGCGAUGGAGUGACAAGCAUCGAUCGGGUUGCUUCCGGCGAUGGCCAUUGCCAACCCCGCCUCUUCUCCUUCGUCAUGCGUACAAGACAUCCCCACAUCACCCCUCCUCCGCCUCCUCGCCUGACGUCAUCCCCGCACAGGCACCGCACCACAAAUCCAUCCCCCCUCCUCCCGGCCCCUCGCCACUGCAUUGCAUCCAUUCUUCUUGCUUCCCCGAAACCUCGCGCUUGGUCUGACGCAACGCGCCUUGGAUCCCUGAGAUAAAGCUCGCGGCGUUCGCUUGUUCCGCCAAAUCCACUCCUUCAAUUUCAGCAGCUGUCGGAAUUUCUCUUUUGAUUCGGUUCGCUAGCAUUUGUGGGUUCCGCCAAUGCUCGCUGGUUUGAUCCGACCUAGUUGCCAAAGCGCCUCUUGAUUCAUCGUUUCUUGAUUUCAUCCUUCCAAAGGGGGAAAAACACUUUCUUUCUGGGUCCUGAUUUGAGUGUGUCGCCUUUGCUUCCGGCAAUGGGGAACAGCAGCAGCAGCGGCGGCAGCAGCAACAGGCGCCCGGGGCACUCGGAGUCGGCGCUGCCGCCCGAGGCGGCGGCGCCGGCGGAAGAACUGAGCUCGUACGAGGCAGCGUGCCGGUCGGACCCGGAGCUGCGCACGUUCGACACGACGCUGCAGCGGCGCACCAGCCGCGCCAUCUCGACGCUGGCGGUGGGCGUCGAGGUGCGGUCGAUGUCGCUGGACUCGCUCCGCGAGGUCACCGGCUGCCUCCUCGACAUGAACCAGGAGGUGGUGCGCGUCAUCCUCGACUGCAAGAAGGACAUCUGGAAGAGCGCCGAGCUGUUCGACCUCGUCGAGGACUACUUCGAGAGCAGCCUCCAGACCCUCGACUUCUGCACCGCACUCGACAAGUGCCUCAAGCGCGCCCGCGACUCCCAGCUCCUCCUCCACGUCGCGCUCCAGCGCUUCGACGACGAGCAAAACAGCGACGCCGCUCCCUCCGCCCGGUACGCGCGCACGCUGCACGAGCUGCGCCAGUUCAAGGCGGCCGGGGACCCCUUCACGGACGAGUUCUUCGCCGCCUUCCAGGCCGUUUACCGGCAGCAGCUGGCCAUGCUGGAGAAGCUGCAGCAGCGCAAGCACCGGCUCGACAGGAAGAUCAAGACCAUCAAGGCGUGGCGCCGGGUGUCAAGCAUCAUCUUCGCGACCACGUUCGCGGCCGUGCUCAUCUGCUCCGUGGUUGCCGCGGCCAUCGCUGCACCGCCUGUCGCUGCGGCAUUGGCCGCGGCUGCUGCAGUCCCGCUGGGAUCUAUGGGGAAAUGGAUCGAUUCGUUGCUGAAAGGGUACCAGGACGCGCUCCGAGGACAGAAGGAGGUGGUGAGCACAAUGCAGGUUGGCACAUUCAUUGCCAUCAAGGAUUUGGACAGUAUCAGAGUCCUCAUUAACCGGGUGGAGGCGGAGGUCAGCUCAAUGGUAGACUGCGUAGAGUUUGCAGAGCGGGAUGAGGAGGCGGUGAAAUUUGGGGUGGAGGAGAUUAAGAAGAAGCUGGAAAACUUCAUGAAGAGCGUCGAAGAUCUUGGGGAGCAAGCAGACCGGUGUAGCCGAGAUAUCCGUCGAGCAAGAACUGUCGUGCUGCAAAGGAUCAUCCGACAACCAAACUGAAAAAAUAAGGGGACAUGUAAGGGAUUCAGUGAUAGCGAUGUGCACGAAAGAGUCGUUUGCUGAGAUGAGCAAGCAAACAAAGUGGCCAUUGUCCUAAAGCAACACAUAAUGCUCGUGGACUUAUGUCAAGAAGAAUUUAUAUAACUGUCCACUAUCCAAAUCUCUACUAUUUAUGGUUAAGGCCACCGGAAUGGUUGUCCUUUUUCUGGUUACCAUUCUUUUUAUGCUCGGUUAUUUAUUUUUUAGCUUAUCAGUUAAAUCUGCUAAGGGUGUUUACUUAUAUAUAUCCCUGUAUGUCUCGGUGGAUAAUUGCUGUGUGUUUGGCACUGGGAGUACUGUGCGCCUGUUUCUACCGGGUCUGGAAUUAAGAUGGAGAUACUCGUGCACCCUCUGAAUGAAGGGCUUGGUACUGUUGCUGUAAUA
Molecule: messenger RNA, 2421 nt
Organism: Sorghum bicolor (sorghum)
Lineage: Eukaryota; Viridiplantae; Streptophyta; Magnoliopsida; Poales; Poaceae
Product: UPF0496 protein 1
Exons: 2
Coding region: 853-1998 (381 amino acids)
Source: RefSeq, a predicted model, not a curated record